AUGCACAGGCGGAUACUAUAUAGCACACUUAAGCAGAGCAGGAGAUUCAAAUCUCAUGUAAUUGGUAUUGACUUGGGUACGACGAAUUCCGCGGUCGCGACAAUUGGAGCCGAUAAUGAACCAUUCAUAUUGGAGAAUGACGAGGGCAAACGAACUACACCAUCGGUUGUUGCUUUUACUGAGCAAAGUAGCAACGGCAAAAGCAACAACAGUACUAGUGUCAGUUCUAAGCCUAUUGGAGAUGUAGCUAAACGGCAGGCAUUGAUUAACCCUCGGAAUACGUUUUUUGCUACAAAACGGCUCAUUGGUCGAAAAUUCGAGGAUCCUGAAGUCCAACGUGAUAUAGGAAAUGUGCCAUACAAGAUUGUUCCCAACAGUCAAGGAGAUGCAGUGGUGGAAACUUCUUGGGGCGAAAAAAUUACACCACUGGAAAUCGGAGGGUUAGUAUUAGAAAAAAUGAGACAUAUUGCAGAGAAGCAGUUGGGAGAAGGCCAAAUUUCGAAAGCGGUGGUGACGGUUCCAGCGUAUUUCAAUGAUAGUCAAAGACAAGCAACUAAAAACUCUGGGAAAUUAGCCGGUUUAGAAGUGCUUCGUGUCAUAAACGAGCCAACUGCAGCCGCAUUGGCUUAUGGAUGCGACAAGUCGAGAAAAGAAGGCAUCAUUGCAGUUUUUGAUUUUGGUGGUGGGACUUUUGAUGUGUCCAUCCUAGAUAUUGAGGAUGGGAUAUUUGAAGUAAGAGCGACAAAUGGUGACACACAUUUAGGUGGUGAAGACUUGGACAUAAUAUUGAUGAGAUACAUUUUGGAGAAGUUUAAGCUGCAACACGGAAUCGACUUGAGUCUGAACCAAGAAGCAGUGCAAAGAAUACGGGAUGCAGCAGAAACUGCAAAGAUUGAAUUGUCUACUAAGGACAAAACGGAAAUCAAGCUCCCUUUUAUUUUUGAAGAUAAACAUAUUGAUUUUGCUAUAACUGAGCCGGAGCUCAACGAGAUGAGCAUGCUGCUCAUCAACAAAGUCAUUGAUCCAGUGAAACGAUGUAUUAAAGAUGCCGGGUUAAAGAUCAAGGAUAUUGACGAGGUUUUGCUUGUGGGGGGUAUGACGAGGAUGCCAUUGGUGAGACAAGUUGUAUCAGAAUUAUUUGGUAAACCACCUAGUACUGCGGUGAAUCCAGAUGAGGCUGUUGCUUUAGGCGCUGCAAUCCAGGGUGCAAUCCUCUCGGGUCAGGUGAAAAACGUAGUGUUGUUGGAUGUGACUCCAUUGUCAUUGGGAAUUGAAACUUAUGGUGGAAUUUUUAGUCCACUCAUUCCAAGAAAUUCUGCAGUUCCUAUCAAAAAGGAGCAAAUGUUUUCGACGGCAGUAGAUGGACAAACUGGAGUGGAAUUGCGCGUUUAUCAAGGUGAACGGACAUUGGUCAAAUACAACAAGGAGAUUGGACAUUUCAAGCUAUCCAACAUACCACCCGGCCCUAAGGGUACUCCUCAAAUUGCGGUGGAGUUUGAGAUUGAUGCUGACGGAAUCAUCAAUGUGAGUGCAACUGACAAAACACCCUAUAGCAAAGAUUCACCUCAUUAUGGUAAGCCAAACACUGUUUCUAUUCAAGUUACCGAAGUUGGAAUGAGCGAGUCUGAAGUGGAAAAGAAGCUCGAAGAGAGUAGACAAAACAAGUUGGAUGACGAAAAGAUGCGUAAAUUAUACGAGCAUGCUUCACGAGCGGAGAUCUUGUGCACUGAUACAGAGAUGGCAUUGGUGCAAUUUGGUGAGCAGAUGGAGAGUGGCGAAGUUGAUGCAAUUAAAGUCGAAAUAUCAAGGGUCAGAGUAAUGAUUGAUGACAUAAGAAGUGGAAAACAGCUUCAUAAUCCACAGGUUCUCAACAAUGAGUUGAACCAGAUGCAAAAGACAUGCAUGGAAGCUAUAAAGAAUCUUGCUGCAAAACAGCAGCAACAAGAAGAGAAGUAG
Lodderomyces elongisporus is the source of this 1956-nucleotide messenger RNA. Its product is annotated as Hsp70 family ATPase. The transcript has a single exon. Gene Ontology annotation, cellular component: mitochondrion; cytoplasm. Gene Ontology annotation, molecular function: ATP binding; ATP-dependent protein folding chaperone. NCBI's taxonomy places the organism in Eukaryota, Fungi, Ascomycota, Pichiomycetes, Serinales, Debaryomycetaceae. The coding region runs from base 1 to 1956 and encodes 651 amino acids. The record is from RefSeq and is a predicted model, not a curated record.